GUUUGAAUUGCCUAAUAUCAAAAUUUGAAAUUUCGACAUAUUUUGAAGGAAAUGGAGAUGAGUCUUUUGAUUUGAAUAGGUACUUAUUUAAAAACUUUGGAAAAUCAUUAAUCAUAUCUAAUUGUAUCGUAUUUAGGAAUCUGAUUGCGUGUAAAAUUUGUCUAGGUAUAACAAUUCAAUAAAGACUCGAAAAGUUUGCUGGGGAUCCCAUUAUCAGCGCUCCUCCUGGGUCAAAAAGUUUAUCGACAUUAUGUAGUAGCGGAAUGUGCAAUAGUGUAAAAAUGGCAUCAGAAGGUGAAACCAUCGAUUACAACAGCCCCUACGCCAACUACAGGUCACCUCUAAGCACCAGAUAUGCCAGCAAGGAAAUGCAGUACAACUUCAGCGACCAGAAGAAGUUUUCUACAUGGAGAAAGUUGUGGAUCGUCCUGGCCAAAGCUCAGAAGGAACUCGGUCUCGAAAUUACCCAGGCCCAAAUCCAGCAAAUGGAAGCUCAUGUUCAUGACAUCGAUUUCGUUGCAGCCGCUGAUGAAGAGAAGCUUACCAGGCACGAUGUUAUGGCUCAUGUGCAUGUGUUUGCUAAGCUUUGUCCUUUAGCUGCGCCUAUCAUUCAUUUGGGGGCUACUUCUUGUUUUGUGGGGGAUAAUACUGACCUUAUUUUACUUAAGGAUGGUUUGGAGAUGCUUGGCAAUCGAUUGGCUGUUGUAGUACAGAAUCUUGCCGAAUUUUGCAAUCAAUACAAGUCACUUCCUGCUUUGGGCUUCACCCAUUUGCAACCUGCUCAACUGACAACGGUAGGCAAAAGAGGCACUCUAUGGCUGUUUGAUCUUUUGCUGGACGAAAGGGCUUUGCGUAGAGCGAAAGAAGAUUUGAGGUUUAGGGGAGCCAAAGGUACCACUGGUACUCAAGCUUCUUUUUUGCAACUUUUCAACGGGGACAAUGAAAAAGUGAAAGCUUUGGACAAACGCGUAUCUGAGCUGAGUGGUUUCCAGAAAUCUUAUCCGGUAACUGGACAGACUUAUACCAGGAAAGUGGACUUGGAAGUUGUAUCGGUUUUGUCGUCUUUAGGUUCUACUAUCCAUAAAAUGUGUUCCGAUCUCCGUCUGUUAGCCAACAUGAAAGAGAUCGAAGAACCGUUCGAAAAAAGCCAAAUAGGCAGUUCAGCGAUGCCCUACAAAAGAAAUCCGAUGCGAUCUGAAAGAUGUUGCGCUCUAGCCAGGCACUUGAUUGCUUUGUUUUCUAAUGCCGCUAAUACGCACAGUGUCCAGUGGCUGGAAAGGACUUUGGACGAUUCCGCUAAUCGUCGGUUGACAUUGGCAGAAGGUUUCCUUAGCGCUGACGCUGCCCUUAUUACUCUGGCAAAUAUUACACAAGGUUUGGUAGUUUAUCCUAAGGUAAUUGAACGAAGAAUCAAUCAAGAGCUACCAUUUAUGUCUGCUGAAAAUAUUAUAAUGGCCAUGGUUAAAAAGGGCGGAGAUAGACAAGUUUGUCACGAAAAAAUCCGUGUCCUAUCUCAAGAAGCAGGCAACCAAGUGAAAAUCCACGGCAAAGAAAACGACCUUUUAGACCGUGUAAGGGCUGAUCCAUAUUUUAAACCAAUCGUAAAUGAAUUGAACUCUAUCCUGGAUCCAUCUACUUACAUUGGCAGAGCUUCUGAGCAAGUAACCGAGUUUUUGGAAACCGAAGUCAAGCCUGUACUAGCAUUGUACGAUUUGGAACAAAUCAACCAACCUGUGAAGCUUAGCAUAUAAUUUUAUUUCAAAAUAAAUAUAUAUUACGUUUAAA
This is a messenger RNA of Ceutorhynchus assimilis (cabbage seed weevil), 1785 nucleotides long. The record is from the annotation of a GenBank genome assembly. Lineage: Eukaryota; Metazoa; Arthropoda; Insecta; Coleoptera; Curculionidae.